This is a messenger RNA of Bradysia coprophila, 794 nucleotides long. RefSeq lists its product as uncharacterized. The record is from RefSeq and is a predicted model, not a curated record. NCBI's taxonomy places the organism in Eukaryota, Metazoa, Arthropoda, Insecta, Diptera, Sciaridae.
AUUGUUUCAAGUAACCAAAUUUGAAAUUGAAUCGAAGGAUAUCUAGAGACAUGUACAAAAGGUAUUUAGAGCCGAAUGAUGAGAGUCCAAUUACAAAUUACAUGAACAAGAGAAUAAAAACCGCAAAUGUCAAUCCCAAUUUGAGAAUACUAAAUCAUAAUGCUACAACUCUGAAGAACGAACCAGAUAGAGAUAAUGUCAACGAGUCUGAAAUCGCAGAUGGGAGUGUAGGGAAUGAUGGACCGAGUCCAGUGGAUAACAAUCUUAAAACGAUUGACGCUAAUACUGAAGACAUUUUUGCUGCAAUAUCGGAUCAAUUGAUACAUCCGAACCUACAAUGUACGACGCUUGAUGCUAUAACGAUGAUACUAUCAUUUUUCCUCCAACACCAUCUGACGUGGACAGCGCUGGAAGACAUCUUAAAGUUGUUUCAUAAUAUUUUGGGAGAUGACUCAAACUUGCCAAAAACCAAAUAUUUUUUUAAAAAGUUUUUCGGAGCGAAUCAACGGACGAUAAUACAUUUUUAUUGUAAAAAAUGUAUGGUCUAUUUGAACACAUACGAAGGUUUGAAAUCACAACAGAAAGGCAAAAACGAUGAAUGCGAAGACACCUGCAUUGUAUGUGGAACUGAAUAUUCACUAAAAAAAAUGAAUGACGGUCACUUUUUCAUGGAACUGCCUGUACGAGAACAAAUCGAAAAAAGAGUUUCCGAAGAUAUUUCAAUUUUGGAUUACAAUACGAAAUCGUCGGACUCAGAGAAAAGCCAGUUUAUGGCCAAUACAAUGCAUAAUUAA